AAUCAAGAUGACAGACUAUUUAGAAAUAAGUAAGGGGGGUAUCCUGCACGUCUCAAAGACCUAGAAGGACGAAGAGUUACCGAGGAUGACAACCGAAAACAACAGACCAAAUAUGAGUGCAGAUGACAAUGAACGACAUGCCAAAAAGAAAGCAGACGUUGAAUCGAGUAAAAAUGAAACAAAUGAACUAAAUGAUGAUUCGAAUGAAAAUACAAAAUCAGUCGAUCAGACUCCUGUGAAUGCCAGGGCAAAUGAUAAUGAGAGUAAUCGUAAUGAAAAUCAAGUGAAUACCCAAGCUGAUGAAAUUCUUGAAGAUGAAGAUGAAAAACAAUUGAGUUCUGAUACCGAACACGAUGAUACGCACAAUGUCCAAAAGAAUAGUAAAAAUAAUAGUAAUAACUACGAUAACAACGAUGAGCUUAGCACUAAGAACGACGAGACCAAAUCAAAAAGUAAUUCAAAGAGUGAGAGCAACUCAAAAGAGUAUAAAACAGCUGAAAACAAAUCAAACAACGAAAAUGAUCACGGGGAUACAAAACAAUCAAGUAAAAAUAACAGACGAAAGAAAUCUUCGAAAUCAGGGAGACCAAUUCAAGAUCAGAAAAGACCAGGUGAAUUAUCUGGAAGUCCCUACGCAAGCAUGCAAUCUCUAGCUUCUGGUGAUGCAAGACCAAAGUCGUCCAGUUCAAAAAGGCAACGCAAAAAGCAAUCGAUGUCAAGUCAAUCCGGUCAGAAUAAUGACAGUGCAAGGACACGUGAAGAUGACCAUGAAAAUCAAUCUGAUAUGAAUGUCAAACCAACUAGGAUUAGACCUAAAACUAAAGGGCGAAAACCAAGAGAUAAAAGCCACAAGGAAAAUAGAAUUGUGGAUGAAGAAAGCAUUGAUGACAAUCAAAGUAACAAUAGCGGAGGAAGCAGAAAUGAUAAUGACGAGCCUCGUUCUAAAUCUAGCAGACGACAUGGACAAGGACGUCGUGAACGUGCCAAGUCUGCCCCCGCAGGCGGAGUUAGAACCAAACAACCAACGACUCGCAUCCUUCAACUCUCCAAACAUAAAGAUUCAAAGUCAGUAUGGCUUACCAGAUUCGGAGAGAGCAUAAUGUGGGGUACCCAAGAUAUGCUGUGGGAUAUCUCAGACGCAGCUAUGGCAGCUGAUCCCACAGGAAGAGUGAUGGAUCUCAGUAUACCAAAGAAAAAUUUUCAAACUGGAAAUAAAGUAAACAGACCGGAGUUUGUCUACAGUUGUGGCAGAUCCUCUGAAAUCUGGGAUGUCAGCCCAUUGGCCAAGAAGGCAGAAUGCAGUGAUAGGGUGGGGUUCUUGGCCAACCCUAAACAGGCACCAGCUGCCUAUAAAGAAAAGGAGGGCAGGCCGUCUUACCUAUACAGUAGUGGUAGAGUCAGCCCUUUAUGGAAGGUCCACCCUGCAGCAAAAAGUUGUGGAGAAAGGGAAAGAACAAUGGGUCUUGCACGACCAAAAAUGCCCCACCAGAGUUUCACCGGUGCUAAGCCAAUUGCUACGAUCAUCCCAAGACCUGCCCUCAGUGCCAGGUGUACCGACAGGUUGGAGACCCUGGCCGAGUCUAAAAAUAGAUCCGAGGGGCCCUUCAGGGAACCAAUGUGGCCAGUAUCAGAUAGAGCAAAGACAGCACAACCCUCAAACAGAUCCCUUGAACUGGCCAAACCUAAAUCAUUGGCGGAGGGAUAUAUCCCAGAAAGAGGAGUGGAGUGGCCUGUUACCAGGGGAGCUAAGAAAGCUAUCGCUAGUGCCCGAACCACUGCAUUAUCAGAGCCUAUAGUACGGGCAUCCAUGGACCAUGUGCAAUUUGACCCUGAUGCUUUCUUAGUUUCCCCCUUAGCUUUGAAGGCUCGAUGUGCUCCUAGGAUAGAGGAACUCUCCCAACCUAUACAAAGAUAAGACAGUAGCUGCAGUUAUCUUAAUGUUCACCUUGCCCAGCAUUUUUAUGUAUGAAAUUGUGAAAUGCACUUUGAAAUGGAUUUCAAAUAUGUUCAAUUUUCAAAAGACAAUCAAUUUCCCGAAUCUCAAUCAACAAGGUAUCACAAGAGUUUUUUUCCUAAAACACAUAACUGAAUUAACUAUGACCUUGUGAUGGAUUCAUCAUUUUUGAAAAACUAAUUAAUUUUCAAAUUCUCUUAUAAUACAAAAGGUCCUCAACCAGAGUGACAUUCAGACAUUUCUGAGUUCCUGAGAUUAUAAGAAAGUUAUCACUGUACAAAAACAAAUAUUAAUAUAUAAUGUGGUUUCAAAAAGCAUUUGUGUGAUAAUGUGCUAUAAGCACAAAUUACUUUUAUGCAAAAUAUGCACAUUGUACAAUAAGUAUUAUUUACAUAUUCAUUAUCACACUUAUUUACAAAUCAGUAUUAUAACACCUUCUUCCUAUCAGUAUUAUUUGUUUGUUGUUUAGAUGGUUAAACGUACAGGGCCAGUACCUGAUAUAUUCAUUAAUACUUGGUCAUUCCUUGAUAUGUCUUGAACUCUGUGGAGCGGGAUGUGCGCUUAUUAUGGUAUAUGAAAUUCUGUUUCAUAUAAAAUUAACUAAAAAUAUUAUGAUAAUAUGUAAUUUGGUUCACUUUGAUAUAAAUAGUUACUUUUUUCCUAUAUUAUCAAACCUUAGAGAAUCACUCAUUUAGAAAGUUGGUUAUUUGCAUUUUAGAAUAGAAAAGAUAUAUAAUAGUAGUUUAUCUGGAUUGGAACUUCUGAACUUGCUGCUUACUAAAUGAAUAAUUGUUUUCAAGCGUUCAUACUUUUAGAAUUUUGGAGCAAAGCCUAUAUAUAGAUGUAAGUUACAAAUAUGAUGAACUAAAAAUACUUGAAGUUGAUUUAGGAUCAGAACAUUUAGGAUUUUGAACGUUACUGUCCUUUCCAAUUGACUCAUAUGGCAAGUAUAAUUUAAACAUUGUAUAAGAUUAGAUAUUACAAGGUUACUGGUAAAACAAGUUGGGUCUUGAAAAUCAGAACCAUGUUUUACUUGGAUUUUAUUGUAUAAUAAUGAUUUUAAUUUUUGGUAGAGAGGAAAGUGACUGUGCAAAACAGUCCAUAAAUAACGGUUAGUUAUACAGGGUAUCCUGCACUUGACAAUUGUUGUAGUAAAGAAACUUUAUGGUCACCCUGUAUUACUGGUUUACUGACAACAAGAACACCAAGAAGUACUGCUGAUGAUUGUAUCUAUUUGCAUUGUAAUAAAAAACAUAUUACAUUUAUUUUACAUAUUUAAAGAA
Molecule: messenger RNA, 3237 nt
Organism: Owenia fusiformis
Lineage: Eukaryota; Metazoa; Annelida; Polychaeta; Sabellida; Oweniidae
Source: the annotation of a GenBank genome assembly